GUGAACACUAACAGGUCUGAUCGUGUGCUGUCAUCAGCUGUAGCGUUUCACUUCACGCCUGUGUUCUUUUUUCUUCUUCUUCGUUCACUUCAUUGUUUGGUUUCAAAGCUCUCUGUUCCCUCUUCACCAGCGUCAGAAGCUUUGCUCCAUAAAUCGAAUAUCAGAACCCAUGGAGGACCGUAAAGAGAAAAACGCGGCAUGGCUAUCUGUGCCACAGUUCGGGGAUUGGGAUCAGAAGGGAGACUUGCCGGAUUAUUCUAUGGAUUUCACCAAGAUAAGAGAGAUGAGAAAACAGAACAAGCGUGACAUCUCUAGAGCCAGUCUCGGUAACGAAGAGGAGCUCACCAACGGUCACAACAACAAAAACAGCAGCAACAACAACAACAACAUUAACAACAACCAGGUCCAUCACCACAACCAUGUGAAUGAUGAUCAGCAUCCCCACAACCACUCUCCAACUACGAGGAGGAGUUUUCUCAGCUACUUCAACUGUUGUGUAAAGGCGUAAACGGGGUCCGAGGUGGCAUUUCCACCUCUUCCAAACUGUGUAAUGAGAUAUGGGGGACUAGUAUUCUUCUUUCUUUCUUCUUGUUCUUUUUCGUUAAUUGUAAUUUUCCUGUUUUUUCAGCGAGUAAUAUAAUGUGUUCGCAUUAAAUGAUUUUUGUAAUUAAUAUUUCAAAUGGUAUGCAUGUAUCUUUGUCUGAUAUUCCGUGGACAUUGAUCAACACCCUGAAUUGGUAUGGUAAAUAAGGAGGGCAGUUUGAA
This is a messenger RNA of Nelumbo nucifera (sacred lotus), 765 nucleotides long. RefSeq lists its product as uncharacterized. NCBI's taxonomy places the organism in Eukaryota, Viridiplantae, Streptophyta, Magnoliopsida, Proteales, Nelumbonaceae. The record is from RefSeq and is a predicted model, not a curated record.